GGGUCAGAGGUGGAACGCUUUCUGACUGGGUAGUCACCUCUGGAUUGUCCCGCCUUUUCUAUACCAAAGCGCGCGCAAUGACGGUUGUAUUGCUUUUUAAUUGGGAGGGGAAAGUUAAUUGAUGUUGGUGGGUGCAGGAGCCUAGUUGCGAUGUGGGGAAGAAGUUGUGUGGCUCUUUGGUCCCACCUACCCCCGCUCGAGUAGAAAAUCGCAGACCGUGCUGGGCUGGAGUUCUUUCUGACAGAGUUGUCUACACUGACUGGCAGCAACUCUCCAGGGUUUCUGACAGGAGCAUUCCCAGCCCUACUUGGAGAUGUCAGGGACUGAACCUUGGACCUUUGAAAGCAGAUGCUUUAUCAAUGAGCUAUGGCCCUUCCUAAAACACAUCAAGCUUGUGUCAGGCUCACUAAUCUGUAGCAACCAGUAUUUCAUCUGAAGCCUUUGAAAAAGAUCCAGACGUGUACAAGAAAAAUAAAGAAUGUAUCACUAGCUAUCUUCAAUAUCUCUACUAUAGAGUUUUGAACUCUACAACUCAGAGGUAGCAAAUUCCAGCCUGUUGAUAGUAAUAGAAUAUAAAAAAAUCUGAAAUUCGUACCUGAGAUCUUGGACUCCUGAUUUCAAGUGGAGAGAUUCACAGGUCCACCAGUGUGUGUUUUGCCUUCACUUCCCAAAAAUGCCUGAUGUGAAAAGACACUGAUUUCCAACAUGCCAAGUGGCAGUGAACAUCCAAAUCUGGAUAAUGUGGAAAUUAGACCAUUUCAGCAAAGAAACACCAUUUGGAAAAUUUCAUCAGUGACUUUGUCAUUUCCAUGUGAUUAUACAUUUUAACAAACCUGGAUAUUUAAGUGACCGUUUACAAGCCCAGCUGCGUUUCAGAGACAACAGUAAUGUAUAACUUUAAAAAUCUGAUACCAGUGAAGCUUGUUUCCCUGGUUCACAAUGACUCUUCACUGGGAAACUAAAUGUAACAAGGAACAUUUUAUAAUAAUCAUGUUUCUGUUAUUGGAUAGUAAAGGGGUAGAAAUGGCUAUUAAGACUCCACAGUGUUCUAGGCUCUUUAAAACACAAACUAUACCUUUAUUAACUCUUUAAGCUGUAGGAUACAUGAAAUUUCAAAUAUUGAUUCACACAAAAAAUGUAAAUCCCAGUUUGUAGUCAGUUUUGUUACAAACAAUAAACCAUAUCAGAAGUUUCAUUAUGGCUACUUAACCACCCCUCCCAAAUUAGUGGGAUGAAAUUUUUCCUUUGGACACUUCUUAUGAAAUAUUCACACUUCUAUCCUUGAAUGAAUUAUUUUAAAAAUAUGAAUGUUUAGGAAAAUAUUUUAGGCAUUGUGUGUAAAAUGAACUAUUGUAUUUAUUAACUAUAUUUUCUCCAUAAUCAAAUACCUGAAAGUGCAACAUGCCUGGAGCAGCUCAAAUUCAUAUUUUCUUUGGUGCACCUAGCCUUCCAGCCUUAUUAAAGACUCCUAAAGAUGAGAAAUGUUCAACAUCUACUUCAGAAACAUGGCAAAAACUCUACCUUUCAUUUACUAAAGACACUUUUAACCUUCAUACCCAACAAUGUAUGUGUCUUGAGCAUGCAGGUCAUCAGACACCUAAUGAUAUAGCAUUGAUUUCCCCCGCCAAAGAUCACUUCCCAGCAGAUGCUGGAGAAAAACAUAAGUUGAAUGGGACAGACUAUAUAGCUGAUGCUGGAAGUAUAAAAUUCUUCAGCAAUAAAGAUAAGGAGAUGGGAGAAUCAACUGGCAACAGUUGUCAUGUCUAUGAAGGUAAAAGCACAGAGAACCACGUGAAGCAUCUUGCAUAUCAGCAGCUUCUCAGUCAUGUAAAAACAGGUGAACAAAGUGAACAAUCUGAAGAUGCUGAAGGAGGUGCCCCUAGCACAAUACAUAACCAUUUUAAUGUUUCUCCCUUGGUUUCUAGUACCACAAAGAUUAGCAGAGGUGUGGAGUCUAUAGGACAAAAUGAUAAGCUAUCAGACUUUCGGUGUGAUCAUUACCAGCUCUUGAGUCAAUACCUGGAGAUAGGUUGUCCACAAAUAAUGAAAGAACCAAAGACUGAAAAAACCCCAGAUAUGUGUUCAAGUCUUGCAGUGUCAACAGACACUGAAUUCCUUAGUAUUUUGACUUCAAGCCAAGUUGCUCUGCUUUCAGGAAGGCAAGCUGUAGGACAAAACGUAAUACAAAGGAAAUCUACAAUGGAAAGGGGAACAGAAUUGAAUGAACCUGGUAGGGAAGAAGAAGCAAUUGCAGAUCUGCAUACUCAGUUAAAUGAAAAUAGAGGUGCAUGUGCAAAUGUGGCUGAGACAGACAGCUCUCUUGAACUCUUUGAUUUUGAUACUACUGUGAAAAGUAACUCAUAUUUGAGAGAAAAUUGCUUUCAGGAAAAUGCUACUAUACCUACAGGCCCCAUGUGUUCACCUGAUGAUAAACUUAAUCAUGAGGUACAUUAUACUGAACCAUGGAAGAAAGUGAUAUAUUCUCAAGGAGGCCACUCUGCUAAAAGAACUCAAGUAUCUGAAAAUACUUUACCUGCAGCUAACUUUACAGUUGGAGAUCAGCAGCAACCAAAGAAAGCCAAAUUGAUUUGUUCUCCAGUUUGUCCAGUUCCACAAAUAAAGCAACUGAGAAUUUCAGUGUUUAAGGAAGUUCAGAAGCAUCCAUCAUUGCUUAAAGACUGUUUACGCAAAGGCCAGAAGUAUGCUAUCUUAGUCACAGUACUACAUCCUUGCCAUAUCAAAGAAAUACAAAUCAAGUCAGGAUCUAAAUUGUCCUCAAGAGUCCCCUUAGCCACAAUUGUAGUUUUUGAUCAAUCUGAAAUGCAGCGAAAGGUUUUGUUGUGGAGAGCAGCAGCAUUUUGGUCACUUACAGUAUUUCCCGGAGAUAUCGUACUAUUCACAGAUGUCAUUGUAUAUGAGAAUCACUGGACUAGGGAAAUGAUGCUGCAAUCAACGUUUACUAGUCAGUUGUUGAAAUUUGGAAGCUGCUCAACUAUUAGUCAAAAUGAAUUUUCACAUAUAGUGGAUGUCAGUAUUCUCCAGGAUUUGCUGGCGUAUGUGUCUUCCAAGUAUGCCUGUCUCCAAGCUCUCCCCCAAAGGCAGACCCAGACGUUGAACAACAUACAACAUGUUCAAUUAGAUAAACUCAAACCAGAUAUGCUAGUGCACUCAGUAGUGAAAAUUGUCAACAUCACUGUGCUAUCAGAAUCUACAUAUAGUUACAGAGGAGAGACACAAAGAAAGAUUAUUCUAACAGUGGAACAAAUCAAGGAUCAGCAUUAUGCCUUAGUGUUGUGGGGAGCUCUAACAGUGUAUUAUCCUCAACUUCAAAGGAAAAAAGGUCAUAUUUGGGAAUUUAAGUAUCUAUUUGCGAAACACAGUCCUGUCUCUGGUGAACUUGAAUUGCAUACGACGCCGUGGUCAUCCCUGGAGUGUCUCUUCAAUGAUGACAGAAGAGCUGUUGAGUUCAAAGAGAAGUUUGAAACAGAUGUCAAGCCACUGAUGAGUAUAACCACUCUUGCUGCACAUCUAGACGAGAAGUGUUCUGGAAUGAUCCAAGUGAAAGCCUGCAUCACAGAGCUGAAAUUUGCUGUUGCCUCCUCUCCACAUGGGCGGCUUGUCUUUGAUGCUAAUACUUCACUGCAGGACAUAUUUGCCUCUCUAACUCUGAUCACCUAUGCAGGCUGUGCAAAAUGUGGACUUGAACUACACAUAGAUAACAAGAUCUACAAACAGUGUAUUAGCUGCAUACCCUUUAACAAACUGAAGAUAUUCUACAGACCUGCACUAAUGACUGUAGAGGAUGGGAGAUACGAAGUCUCUGUUCAAGUGGUGUCACAACUGAUGGAGAAAAUGUUCCUCAAUAUUCCAGCAGAAUGGCUGAGCAAGGACAUAGAGCCAUCCUUAAAUACCACCUAUGGCAUGAUAGUAGCAGAUCUAUGUCAUUCGCUGCUGACAGACUCAAAAGCUUCCUACGUUUUGGCAAUUAGGAGCCAUUUUGUAUUGGAUGAAAACAGCUACCCUUUGGAGAAGAACUUUCAUCUCCUAGAUUUUCAUCUUGAUCUCUGAAGCUGGGGCUUCCAACAGCACUCAUCAACCAGCCCCCCUUCCCCCAGUGUGAUUUAAAAAAAAUGAAAUGUAAUUUUUAUUUUUAAUGUGUAUAAAAUCUCCCAGAUAUUGUAUUAUUUUUGCAGAUACUAUUUCUAAUUUAUUAGUAGUAAUCAUUUCUGUGCAAAAUCCUCCCAGUAAUGAUUAUUAAACUGACUUUUGUGACUAAUAUUUCUCUUCCCAAUCUUUCCUCCUCUAGACAUCAGGAGUUUCCUGUAGCUGGACUAAUGCUGAGAUAUUUUGAAAAUAUACAGUUUUUCAUGUCUCACCUAAGAAGCUAUCUUUUCCUACUCCACCCUUCUUUGUCAACCCCAAUUUUGGCUUAGAUAUAAUUGCACUGUGAUAUUUAUGAUAAAAUCUACUUUUGAAAGUAAAUAUUACACUCCCAAAUGCCUUGUGAAAUAUGAGUACUCAACAAUCUUUUUUUUUCCUGAAGAGCUUUUCAUCUUGAACUUGCAGUCUAUUUUGUUAACAAAGCGAAUAAAACUGUUGACUAACACUUUUACAUUCAUA
Messenger RNA from Rhineura floridana, 4620 nucleotides. It is a transcript of the gene SHLD2, whose product is annotated as shieldin complex subunit 2. The coding region runs from base 1402 to 4068 and encodes 888 amino acids. Lineage: Eukaryota; Metazoa; Chordata; Lepidosauria; Squamata; Rhineuridae. Gene Ontology annotation, biological process: regulation of double-strand break repair via homologous recombination. Gene Ontology annotation, cellular component: site of double-strand break; nucleus. The record is from RefSeq and is a predicted model, not a curated record. The transcript is spliced from 11 exons.